Molecule: messenger RNA, 864 nt
Organism: Adineta ricciae
Lineage: Eukaryota; Metazoa; Rotifera; Eurotatoria; Adinetida; Adinetidae
Source: the annotation of a GenBank genome assembly
AUGAACGAUGAGUUUCUUAAGGUGGGUGUAAGAUCAUUUCAAGCUCUGACUGCAUUGUGUCAAAUUGUAAGGCAAACAAUUUCGAACAGUUUAAAUCAAUUUUAUUCAAAUCAAUAUGUAAGUGCAGCUGUUACACCUGUCGAGACAUUUACGUUAAGCAUCCAACCAUUGAUUGAUCAAUUUAAAUUAUCAACAAAGAAUAACUUUCUGUUCUCGUUCAAUCUAAUACGAAAUACAACGGCAGUGAAUCAUAUCAUAUCGGCCUUAGGAUUAAAUUACAUUUUCCCCAGUCAUAUGCCAAGUAUUACGAGACCUAUCUCAACAACAUACAAUGGCUGCUCCUGUAGUAAGUCACCAUAUUGUGCCAAAGAAUAUCCAGUCAAAAAUGAUCCGACGGGGCCACCACCAUUCAUCAUACCAAAAUUCUAUAUAGGAUGUUAUCUUAUCGAAGCACUUCUGCAAUCUACUCUCGAAUGUUUCUAUAAUGAGAUAUGUAUAAAGGAAAUACAAUCAUAUAUAGGAAAUAUUUCAUCGAUUCGUGUAACACCUCUUAACCCAUCAUUACCAAGUAGUUAUUCUGUUAAAUCUACAAUACAACAUCUUGUGGAUCACUUUAUGAUUGAACAAUGGUAUUCAUCCAUUAUAUACGAAAAGUAUUAUAACUUCUGUCAACCCAAACAAUGUAUAUAUACUUACAAAACAAAGAAUUCUAUAAUUUAUAUUGUAACUAUACUAUUCGGAUUAAUUGGUGGUUUAAUGACCGUCCUAAAACUUGUUGUACCACUAUUGGUGAGAUUUAUAGCAUGGAUUAUUGUUAAACGGAGACGUAGAAUAAUUCCACAAACACCAACAAUUGACACUUAA